Messenger RNA from Monodelphis domestica (gray short-tailed opossum), 5276 nucleotides. NCBI's taxonomy places the organism in Eukaryota, Metazoa, Chordata, Mammalia, Didelphimorphia, Didelphidae. The record is from RefSeq and is a predicted model, not a curated record.
UAUGUGCUAGGCACUGUGCUAAGUACUGGGAAUAUAAUAUAGAGAGGCAAAAGACAGAUCCAACCCUCAAGGAGCCUUUUGUAAGUUGAUGGUGAGGCAAUUAGAAAACAUAUAGACAAACAUUACUGUUGAGGAUAAAUAGGAAAUAAUUAAGAGGGAAGGCACUAGAAUUAUCAGCAAAUUUUUAUUUUGAGUACUUCAGGUACAUGUAUAACUCAAACCCAAAAUAUAACACUAUCUACACUCCUUAAGUUUUCAAGAUGUACAGGAGAAAGGGAAGGGUAAUUGGAGGGAGUAAAGAUUGUUUUAAGAGCUUGUAUUUUUUUUUGCUAAAUGCAAAAAGCCAAGCAAACUGGAUUUUUCAGACCGAAAAAGUACCUUGUUUCUUUUGGAAUUACUAGAACUUAAUUAAGUGUAGAGUGUUAGAAACAUGCUAAGCACGACCAGUUUAUUUACAAGUCAGCAAAUUGAGGCACAAAGGAAAAUCAGCUUGGCGGAUUUGAAUCCCUGGAGUCGCUUUUUAUUACUGCAUAUAUAAUGUGGUGCAAGAAGCUUGUUUUCAGAAUAAUGGGGCGGGGGAGCCUUUGGAGUCCAAUGCCCUUGGCUUCCACUUUUAGAUGACGCACCACCGCAAUAGGGGUCGAGCUCUAGAGUUGGUUACCGUCGGCCACCGUAGUGCUGUCAAAGUGCCCCAAGCUGACUUGCCCAAACUAGCUUUGCUCCAGGACCUUAGAGGGAGUCAGAGGAUUUCUCAAGACUGAGGCCACCGGCUAUCAUUGACUUUCUGGUUUAAAAAGGAAUGCUUUUCCCCUUUGCCCUACCAGGAUUGGCUGUCGACGUCCAUUCGUCGUGUUUGCGGGUAGCGCUGUCUCUUGGCAGCGAUUGGCUACUUAAAGCCUACCUACAAUUUCUACACUGCCAUUGGUUAAGCAAUUUGGCGUUCCCAGCUGAUGAUUGGCUGUUGGCGAUUUCCUGUGGAUUGGUGGCGAGAAGCACUUGGGGGCGGGAGGCGGGAAGCAUUUAGGAAGAUUCGCUUUCUUAGAUUCGGGGCGAGCUCCUGGGCCGCAGAGGUGGACUGCGGGCGGAGCGAAGGAAAUAAGCAAAAAAUCACAAUGUCUUCAACACUAUCUGAAUACAUUAUUGGUGGGGUGAAGAUUCACUUCCCUUGUAAAGCUUACCCAUCACAGCUUGCUUUGAUGAAUUCUAUUGUGAGAGGAUUAAACAGUAAGCAGCACUGUUUGUUGGAGAGCCCAACAGGAAGUGGGAAAAGCUUAGCCUUACUUUGUUCUGCCCUGGCAUGGCAGCAGUCUCUCAGUGAAAAGCCAGGAGAGAACUUAAAUAAAAAGACUGAAGUACCCUUGCCAUGUUAUUGUACAUGCCAUUUGCAUAGUCCCACUAAUGAUAUCAAUGAUAAUGUGAACCAAGGAGCUUCAUGUUCUUUCACCACUCCAUUGGUGACAUCUUCCAUGAAAAAUGAAACCUCAACUUGCCAAGAAGACUCCACUCCAAAAAUCACUCUAGCUGCAAAAUUAUCUGCCAAGAAACAGGCUUCUUUGCUUAGUGAUGAAAAAGAUGAUUUUCAAAUAGACAAGAAAAGGAUUCGUCCCUUAGAAACCAAGCAGCAGGUUAGAAAGCGCCCUUGCUUUGCAAAGGAAGUAUAUGAUUUAGAUGAGAAAGUUACACCGGAAAGAAUUAUGAAACCAAACUCUCCACUAGGAAAAAAGAUCUCCUUUUCUCCACAAAAGCCUCCUGGUCCUUGUACUUGGUGUUCCUGUUCCAUUAAAAGUGAGAAAAGUCAAGUUGAUGAUAAUAUAACAAAGAAAGAACAUGGAGGAAAAUUCAAGAUACCGAAAAUAUUUUUUGGGACUCGUACACAUAAACAGAUAGCUCAGAUUACUAGAGAGCUACGGAGGACAUCAUACUCAGGGGUCCGAAUGACUAUUCUUUCUAGCAGGGAUCAUACUUGUGUCCAUCCUGAAGUAACUGGUAAUUUCAACAGGAAUGAAAAAUGUAUGGAGUUGAUGGAUGGAAAAAAUGGUAAAUCCUGUUAUUUCAACCAUGGUGUCCAUAAAAUGAGUGAGCAGCAAGCUCUACAAACUUUCCCAGGAAUGUGCAGGGCCUGGGAUAUAGAAGAUCUUGUGAGCCUGGGGAAGAAGCUAAAGGCUUGUCCAUAUUAUGCAGCUCGAGAACUAAUGCUAGAUGCUGACAUUGUGUUCUGUCCCUACAACUAUCUCUUAGAUUCACAAAUCAGAGAAAGUAUGGAUAUCAAUCUGAAAGAGCAGAUCAUCAUUUUAGAUGAAGCCCAUAAUAUUGAGGAAUGUGCACGUGAGUCAGCCAGUUACAGUGUUACAGAAAUUCAACUAAGGUUUGCUCGAGAUGAACUAGAUAGCAUGGUCAGCAACAAUAUAAGGAAAAAAGACCAUGAACCCCUGCGAGCUGUGUGCUAUAGCCUCCUAAAUUGGUUACAGGAAAACUCUAAACAUCUUGAGGAAAGAGAUUAUGAAUCAUCUUGUAAAGUGUGGAGUGGAAAUGAAAUGAUCUCUCAUUUGUACAAAAUGGGCAUAACUGCUGCUACCUUUCCCAUAUUACAGGGACAUUUUACUGCUGUCCUUCAAAAAGAAGAAAAAUUCAUGCUACUUAAUGGUAAAGAGCAGGUCAAGGAAAUACCUAUUGUUAGUCCCUCAACCCAGAUUAUGCUUAAAGGACUAUUUAUGGUAUUGGACUAUCUGUUUAGGCAGAAUAGCAGGUUUGCAGACGAUUACAAAGUUGCUAUACAGCGGACUUACUCUUGGACUCAGAUUGAUAUUCCAGACAAAAAUGGUUUCUUUGCUAUACCUAAAAAUAAGAAACGUUCUAGACAGAAAAUGGCAGUACAUGUGCUAAACUUUUGGUGCUUAAAUCCAGCUGUGGCUUUUUUAGAUAUCAGUAGUAAAGUACGAACAAUUGUUCUGACAUCUGGAACUCUGUCACCAAUGAAUUCUUUUUCAUCUGAACUUGGUGUGACAUUUGCUAUCCAAUUAGAGGCUAAUCAUGUCAUCCAGAACUCACAGGUUUGGGUUGGCACCAUUGGGUCAGGCCCCAAGGGUCGGAAUCUCUGUGCCACCUUCCAGCACACAGAAACCUUUGCAUUCCAGGAUGAAGUUGGAGCUCUUCUCUUAUCUGUGUGCCAAACAGUGGGCCAAGGGAUUUUAUGUUUCUUGCCAUCCUACAAGUUAUUGGAGAAAUUAAAAGAACGUUGGAUACACACUGGUUUAUGGAAUAACCUUGAGCUAGUGAAGACAGUCAUUACGGAACCACCAAGGGCAGAGAAAGCUGCGUUUGAUGAAGUGUUACAAGUGUACUAUGAUGCGAUCAAGUGUAAAGGAGACCGAGAUGGUGCCCUCCUUAUGGCAGUUUGCCGAGGUAAAGUGAGUGAAGGCUUGGAUUUCUCAGAUGAAAAUGCCCGUGCUGUCAUAACAAUAGGGAUCCCAUUUCCAAAUAUGAAAGAUCUUCAGGUUGAAUUAAAGAGAAAAUAUAAUGACCAGCAUUCAAAACUAAGAGGUCUUUUACCUGGGCGCCAGUGGUAUGAAAUUCAAGCCUAUAGGGCCCUGAACCAGGCACUUGGCAGGUGUAUUCGGCACAAAAAUGAUUGGGGAGCUCUCAUUUUAGUUGAUGAUCGCUUCAGGAGCAACCCAGAUCGAUAUAUAUCUGGACUUUCCAAAUGGGUUCGUCAACAGAUUAAGCACCAUACAACCUUUGAGAGUGCACUGAAGUCCUUGGCUGUAUUUUCUAAAAAGCAUCAAAAAAUCAUUGAUGUGUCAUCCCCAAAUAGUAAUGCAUCUGUACAAGAAGUAGCCUGCUUAAAGGAUGAAUCCUUGACAUCUUUAGUAGAAUCAACUACUCACCUAUCGUCAAAUGUUCUUGAAGAAGAUGGAAGGAAACUUUUUGUCCAGGAACUUCAGACUCCUACAGAGAUGGCAGUGAAGCUAAAACUACAUAGUUACCCAAGUAACCUCUCUGCAAGCAAGAAUAAAAAUGCUUCAUUACUGUUGGAAGAUUCCCCCUGGAAAAUGAAGAGGGAAAAAAAUUUAAUCUCAAGAUCCACAAGUCCAACUUUCAGUAAACAAAAAGAAAAGAAUAACUGCCCUGUAUCUAACUGUGUAAAGAAAUGUUUUACCUCUAAGUCACUGUCUUCUACUACUGUGCACAGUUUUUCAGAGAACUAUGACUUCAGUACUUUCCCUUCCAAAAAGGAAAAGAGGGAAAGUACAGUUGGUCUGUCUUUCAAUAAUGGAGGUCAGUCCUCAUCUCUGUCAGGAAACACACCACUUGGCCCCGAACCACAAUCAGAAACCAUUACUUCAUCCAUAAAAAGGACCAAUACUGUUAGUAAAAGAGAUCCUGCUGAACAGCUUCUCCUCCCUGAAGAAAUUCCAGAUCAAGGCAUUGAUUUUACUUCUGUAAGUGGAGACCCUGCAUUUUCCACUGUAAAUGUAGAUAUUGAAACAACAGAAGAAGAUGAAUCUGUUUAUUUCACACCAGAACUUUAUGAUGAUACAGAAACAGACACAGAGGAAAAUGAAGAGCUACUUGGAACUAGUGGAAUAAAUCAAAGAACAGAGAAUUCAAAUUAUAGUAUAGCAGAAAACCUUUUGGAAACUGGUAGUACCAAAGGAAUGGAUUCAAAUUAUGUAGAUAUGAGGUUGACUCGAAUCAUACAAAAUGAAGAAUGGAAAGUUGAUGGUAAUCAUGUAAAGGCAGAUAACGCACAUGACCAGGAGCUGGAAAGAACUCAAGAAAUGGAUACCUUAGGCCCGAAAGUAUUUAGAGCAAACAGACAAAGAACCCGGAAAGCUAUCCACUGGAGAAAGGGCUUCACUCAUGGAAGGAAGGACACAAGUAACCAGCCUUGCAAGUCAGGACUUUGCUGUAUUGCUUGUGGAGCAGAAUUAUUACCCAAAGUGAAAGGAAUUAUAAAAAAAGCUUUUUCCAGAAAUGCUGAACUGACAAAAAUCCAGAGACUCUUCCUAAAUGUUGAAGUCAGUGUCAUAGACUCCAUCUGUCAGUGUUCAAAUGAAUUAAAGGGCAGGUCAGAAGAAGAAAAUAUGCUCUAUGUCAUCAGUGAUAGCAUUGCUCUAAGUCAUUUGAAAACCACCCUAACAGUUUUUCAGACUACAGUGAAGAAUGAAGGUAACAUUAUUGAAUGGCCACAUGGCUCCCCUGAUGUGGUUCUUGACCCUUCCUAUUUAAGUAAGACAUCUUUUUCAAAACUUUAGUUGUUUGUUUUUUUCCUUAAU